UAAUUCGUGGAUUGCUGCAGAAAAUUACUCAAAGGAAUUGGCGAUGAACUUUUUUGUGAGGCUUUCAAAGGCUGGCGUCUCCACCAGUUUUGUGCGUAUUCCCGGUCCUGGUGCAACUUCUGUGCUACGUUUAAAAGAGGAAAAUCAGCCACCAGUCAACUGCAUUUUAAUGCUCACGCCAAACGAUGCAACGUCUGGAUUUGUUAGAGAAGCAGCAGAUUUAGGUGGUACCACAGGCGAUUCGAUUCAAUGGUUCCAUUUGAGAUACGGAGACCAGAGAAAUUUAACUGCUGACGUUGGGCUGCGUUCAGACACUAUCUUAACGUCCGCCUAUUUUACAUCAAAGGACUACGCAAAUUUGUUUCGCUGGAACGGACUCCAGCAUGUUGAGAAAUCGUCUUGGCAGGGCCCUGGAAGAAUCCCUGCUGACAUAACAGAUCAGCCAAACAAGGACUUGACAGGGCAAAAGCUUAGUGUGGCAGUUUUCGACGAUCCUCCUUUUGUAUAUAUUUCCAAUGCAAGCGCCAGUGGAGCUAUAAACGAGACUCAAAUAACUGGAUGGUUAGUCGACAUUUGGAGGGAUCUUUCGAACAUUUUAAAAUUUACUUCAUCUUUCUACAGGCCAACGCGAGUAGAUGCCAACAUUGGAAUCUUUAAGCGAGCCGUUGAGGAACUUAAAUCAGGAAGAGCCGACGUAGUUUUGUAUCCGUUUGUGGUUACUGCAAAUGUUCUUGACGCCGCCGAAUUUUCAAUGCCAGUUAUUAAUUUGAGGUAUCGAUUUCUGCUGCCUCGAGUUUCUGCAACAUCAAGCAUCGACCAAUUUGUCCAACCGUUUCAAAUACUUCUAUGGAGGAUAAUUGCUGGCAUUUGGACUCUGGCUGUCGCUUUAAUAACAAUCGCCUACAUACUUGGCCGCUAUUAUGAAUUUGAAGACCAAGGUUUUCCAAUUUUUCAGUUAAAGGAGUCUGUUAUGAUGGUGUACGGAUCGCUCUUUGCUCAGGGCCCUGAUUUUGCACCACUUUCCUACUCGGGUCGCAUAAUCUUGUGGUCAUCGUUCCUUUUUGCGUUUGUCAUAAACCAAGCGUAUUCUGCCGCUUUAAUUUCGAAACUGACAGUGGGAACGCUGGAGCCGCCGUUCACUAACUUGGAUGGAAUGAUUGACUCCAAAUAUACAGUCCUUUACACUGUCGAUUCAGCUCCAAACCGACUAGUGGUCGAUGCUGCAAAAGGUUCGUGGAGAGAACUUGGUGAUAGGAAGCCUUAUCCACGACUAAUGUCGUCAUUAUCUGAAGCGGUGCUAGAAGUUUCACGAUCGUGGACCGCGUCAACCCUAUUAGAAACCAAGGAGAGGCUUUUACCACAGUUUAACAAAGAACCAUUAAACUGCAAAACCACGAUGCUGCCAACAGAUAUUAUGAAGGCUCCAGGACAACUAAUGUUUUCCAAGAAUUCGCCCUACAAAGCGGCCAUCGAUCAGCAACUGGUGUCGAUGAGAGCAAGCGGCCGUCUGCACAGAGCCCGUUUGAGCUGGUUGGGCCGCUAUUUUGACGAACCCUGCCCCAAAGACACGACGCUGCCGCAGUUUGGCCUUGACAGCGUCAUUUUGCCGUUCGCCAUCCUGGUAGCAUCUUUAGGAGUAUCCGUAUUACUGCUCGCAAUCGAGUUGGCAAUCAAAAAGUGGCUCGGCCGUCUCAUGAAGGAUGACGACUGGCCAAGCAACCUGCAGGAAAUCGCCAGGCAAAAGGGCAUGCGCAUCUCGAAAAAUUGGCUCAAGGUGAAGAAAAACUUGCCAUUGGCGCAGGACAGCAGUGCAAAGUGAUGGAGCAUCAAGACAUCUUAAUACUAUCGAAAAUAUGUAUUGCGAAUAAACGUAUUCUAAACU
Cloeon dipterum is the source of this 1882-nucleotide messenger RNA. Its product is annotated as glutamate receptor ionotropic, NMDA 1-like. Lineage: Eukaryota; Metazoa; Arthropoda; Insecta; Ephemeroptera; Baetidae. The transcript has 8 exons. Gene Ontology annotation, molecular function: ligand-gated monoatomic ion channel activity. Bases 44 to 1819 code for a protein of 591 amino acids. Gene Ontology annotation, cellular component: membrane. The record is from RefSeq and is a predicted model, not a curated record.